This is a messenger RNA of Protopolystoma xenopodis, 1491 nucleotides long. Lineage: Eukaryota; Metazoa; Platyhelminthes; Monogenea; Polystomatidea; Polystomatidae. The record is from the annotation of a GenBank genome assembly.
AUGGAAGCAAAUUCAGAUUACCAGAGUGACAGGGAGCAUAGUCCCCUUUUCGGAGGAGAAUAUGAAGUCACUUCAAAUUUAUUUCAGGAGACUAUUGAGACAAAUUCUCUUCCAAACAAACCCUCCCCUUCUAUCACUCUCUCUGGUCUCAAUGACACCUCUCCAGCAGUCUUAUCCUCAUUACCAUCGACACAUCUUGAAGAGUCUUCAUUAGAACCCUCUGUAGCCCCACAGUCACCGAUUGCUCUCACUGAGGCUACUAACCAUUGUCCAGAUGUUCUAAGGCUUUGCACUGGAGCUACAACCCCUCCAUUUCUGUCAUGUAUCUCGGAAUCUCAAAAAAACGAAAUUUCUAGGAUAAUUUAUGAUAGAAAUGGUGAUUACGACUGUAAAUCUACCAAUAUGUCAUCUAUUUUAAUAAAUAGCACAAUUGAUCAAAAAGUAUCAUCGGAUUCAGAAGCUCAUGUCUCUCUGGGAGAGCCGGUCUUAUUGAACCUUAAUCCUAGGCUCGAGUCUACUGGACUUAGCGUCUCGUUUCCUUAUCUGAAGGACGGCAAAUCAAGGGAAAAUUAUAGUAGUCUGUGGGGCAGUUGCCCUGUCUGUGAUCAAGAGGAGAUGGAACGAAAAGCCGCAGGCAUGGAAGAGUUUACGCAUAGAAUCGAGCCUGAGAUGGAUGCUCUGCUGGACGACCUUUUCGAUGAAAAUUCGGACUUCAGUACUCUUUUUAUUCCGGGCCAUCACAUUCUCAAAUGUGACAGACUUAAUCCAAUUCGGCAGCUUGAAAAUUCCGAAUCAUCUAACUAUGCCCCUCUGUGUUUUCUUCGUCGCUGGAACUACUUUUGCCUUUCCAACUAUCCUGCCGAACUGUAUGCCUAUACGAACCAUAUUCAUGAUCGUCUUGUUUCACUACGCCAGCGCUGUCGCCUUCCUUCACCAUUGUUCUUGAAUUUACAUCUAAAUCAGUCUCAUGUCCAUAUCGCCGGUAAACCUGACCCAAUUAAAACCGUAUCGUCUUCACCUCUGCCACAAUCUCCUCAUCAUGACUUCAUUGAUACUUCGACCAACAUGGAUGUUAUGCAACCAGCUGAAGUACUUCCUUUCAUUGAAGAGACGGAUUGUACCUAUCCAGAGUCCCUUCUGAAUGGGUCCUCUUCUGCCACCGAGCCAUUAUGUUCAGAAAACUUUCUAUCGAAUCGUUCUCCGGAAACAGGUGACUUUCGAUCACAACCAUCAAUACCUUCAUUUGAUGUGAGUUCUGCCAAGCUAGUCUCAGGCGGUACUAGCUCUUCUGAAGGGCCCACUGAGAUAUUACAAACUGAGACCCAAAUCUCUAGUGAGCGGACACCAGAGAGCAGUGAUUGUUCUGUUUCCGGAGAGGACAGUGUUCUGCGACUCGAUGUAAAUCAGAUCGGCCCGAGUCUUGCACGGGACAGACAAGAGGUUCGUUGUUGUGUAAGCAAGUGGAAGCUCAUUAUCUUAUUUCAUAUGUAG